AUGCUCGGGUACGGUCUCGUGGACCUGCUUGUUUUGGUGGUAUUGGUCAAUAUAGAAGGAUCAAGGAAUUUGGGUCUCUUAUCGUGGCGUACAAUUCAUCAGACCCCGGCCUAUCUGCUCGCUCCGAAGCCGUUGUGUUUACGUGUUCAAGGCCUGACCCAUUCCCAGGCCCGACUUUGUCAACGUUAUUUCGAUCACAUGCCAGUGAUCAGUAUUGGGGCCAAACUGGGCAUUCACGAGUGUCAGAAUCAAUUCAAAUAUCGUCAUUGGAAUUGCACAUCGGACAGCGAGUCCUCGGCGUUUGGACCGGUGACACUUACAGGUGACUGGCAAAAGAUGUUCCAAGUGGACAGUGUAGCUUCCAUACAACAACCAGAAAGUCGUGCCGAAUGUGAAUCCAGUCGAGCUGUGUCGGAUUGA
Messenger RNA from Echinostoma caproni, 420 nucleotides. NCBI's taxonomy places the organism in Eukaryota, Metazoa, Platyhelminthes, Trematoda, Plagiorchiida, Echinostomatidae. The record is from the annotation of a GenBank genome assembly.